AUGAAAUUUAUCAACGAAAAAUUCCGCGGAGCGGAAAUUAACGCCGAAAUGUAUAACAACCUGGACAAAGGUAUUGAUUACGGAUGUAUCUUCACUUCCGGAUGUUUGGAGGAAUGUAACCGGUGUCCGUUGUGCUUGUCAAGCAAGGAACAGCUUGUCGACGUUCUUGCCGGUAACAAACGUAGUGAAACAGGUGAAUGUGCAACGCUAGUGAAUUGUGCGACAGACUGUGUACAACGUUCAAAUUCUAAUUUACCACAAAUAAACCACUGUUUAAGGCAUAUAUGUGCUUACAGCUGUUUCGAUGGCAGUUGUUACAAGUGUUCAGGAUUUAUAACACGACUAUUCAACCAAAUUUGUGCUAGCGGUAACCUUAAAAGCACUGUCAGCAAUUUUCAGGUUACAAUUUUGCUUUUUUUUUUUCAAAUUUUGAUUUUUUUAAAAUCUCUUCUACACUUAAUGUCACGGGUACCGCCUAAUAAGACGAACAAGAAAUGUCAAAUUUUGGAUUAA
Molecule: messenger RNA, 513 nt
Organism: Enterobius vermicularis (human pinworm)
Lineage: Eukaryota; Metazoa; Nematoda; Chromadorea; Rhabditida; Oxyuridae
Source: the annotation of a GenBank genome assembly